GUUGGUGAUUCAUUGUUUGUGACGCUGUCAAGCAACUUCUUGGCGAGUGGGGUACGGAGGAAGGCAUGGCUUGGUGAACUGUAUGUGCGCCUUCCUUCUUAACAUUCUACACGUAUCUACGGAGAUCAGUUCCACACUACGAGGAUAGAAACGCCUUGUCCCUGAUGGUAGCUCUUCGGCAUGCGACGGGGGGUACCGGGCGCUCAUAACGGCAGGACUCCUCUCUUUCAUUCUUCUCAAAAGCCUAACGUUUUUCUGGUUUCGUCAUGGAGGCUUCGCACUCGAUCUCCACCGAGGGAGAGGCGGUGUCCUCUCCUGCUUCUUCGGUAGCUGCCGGCGGUGUGUGUCCGUGUGAGCGUCCUGAAAAGCCUCUGCCGCUGCCCCCUCGCUUGGAAAUUGCACUGCAGAGUCUUCUGCACUGCCUUGAUAGAACAGCUAACGCAUGGCAAGUACAGCAGCUGUUUUUGUUUCAGCAGGAGCUAACGGCAUUUCACUCGUUUUUGCAAGAACAAGCCGGCGCGCUGGACGAGGAGUCGCGGCGUUUCUUGGAAGCAGGAGGAAUCAGCGACCGUGGGACUGUCGAGGCAGGCGAAGCGAAGCUUUCUUCUCGUCUUUUUUCUUUUCUGAUUCGCAUCGUUCUGCGUUCAAUUGUGAACAGGCCUCUGUUCGAAGAGGCCGCGUCUCCUGUCUCUCCUUGCUCAUCUCCUGCGUCAACUGCGACAGCACAGUCCUCUUCAAAGUGUUCUUCUUUCUUCGAUCAGGUUCGCCGCUUCUCUCUGCUCUUGCAUGUCACUGAGGAGCGCACGCUUCUAGCCAGCUACCCUCCUCUGCCGUCUCUGAAAGUCUCUGAGGAACCGGAAUCUUCUUCUUCGUCUUCCCAAGCGUCUCUCCAUACCCUGCUGCUCUCCGCACAAGCGUCUCUGAAGGCCAAGCGCGCAGCCAUAGAGCAACUCUUCUCCUUCCUCCAUGACUCCGAGCUUCAGUCCCUCCUUCUCACACCGUCCAUCCCAGAUCUCGCAGCGUUAAAUCUCUUGAAAAUUGAUGCGUCUGUCCGGGCUCUUCUACCCUCCCUGCGACGCACAGCUUCUGCACUGGCAGACGCCACUGCGAGAGAGGCGCUGCGUUCCUCUUCUGUCUCGGAAUCCUUCGCUUCUUCGAUGGCUAGACAGCGGACCGCCUCUCAAGAUCUUUCGGCUUCGAAAGAGCGAGGCGGCACAAGCGCAGAGAACGAGGACAUGGAAAAGGAAGAUAGACUUGCUGAGGACCUCUUGAUGUUGUGGACGUCUUCUCUUCGCCGCUUCCUCAAGACCUCGCUCGGGGUGUACGUACACUCGGACGCGGGGGACGAGCAGCAGCGUCUCGUUGACCUGGCGUUUGUCGGGUUGAGCCCAACCGAGUUCGCUCCGCGACUGCUCGAGCAGUUCCUCGCGCUCUGUGCUUCCGAAAAAUCUCCUGUUUUCCCUCCUUCUCUGUGUUCUCUUUCUUCUCUUUCCCCUGUUUCCUCUCCCCUCCGGUCUUGUCUCCCGCAAGACAUAACGCUGCCUGCGUUAGCUGGGGAAGAAGGCCAAGAGGCGCAUUCGCGCGGAGAGCAGACGACGCAGAAGCGACGACGCACAGAAGGCGGGAUUUCUGUCGGCGCGCAUGCAAGUCUCGAAGUCUUUCGUGAGGUUCUGCUGUGCUCCAGAGACUUUCUGACUUCGCUUUUCCACACCCUCGACAGCGCGUGGUCUGCCGCAGAAAACAAGUCUUGGCGGCUGCGAGACGAGGCUCGAACAGAGGAUGAGGAAGCGUUUUAUGUCGCCUUGGUGGAGGCCGCUUCUCUCUGUCCCUCCUUCUCAGCAUUCGUGGAAUGCAGCGAGAACAAGAGUCAAGAGAUAAGGAGCAACAAGAAGAGGCAGGGCCGCCCCAAGAGCGACGAAGGCGCGGACACUCCUCCGUUCCUUCCUUUCCACUUUAGCGGACCUGGAGAGGGUCACCCGAGCCUCGCCAACGUGCUCUUGUCACAGCGGGCCGAAGGAGCAAGUCUGCCCAACCUUCAGCAUCUCGUCUGCGGCCUCGUCGACCUCCUCCUCGCGCAUGCAGGGAGCGGUAUCGGUACAGCGCAGUGCCCUGCCUGCGGUGACACCAGGGCGUCGCGAGAGGCCAAAGAAGUUCGGACUCCUUUCUGCAUCUCCAACGCCCCGAGAGAGCCCCUCGAUGCUCACGGGGAAGCCCCCAGCGCGGCUGGAGUGUGUAUACACUCCACGGAACUGGCAGAGCCGAACUCACAGCCGGUUUCUACUUCUCUGUCAGACAGGAACCCAGAACGUGUGCAGAGAGAGGGAGGACCGACGCGAGAGCUGGGGAACAAGAGACGCGAGCGAGAAGCCACUGAAGAAAGGGAAACGACAGACCUAGAGUCUCUGCAGACGUGCAUUCCUUUGGCGUUUUCGCUCUGCGGUUCCUUCCUGAAGCUGCUUCGCUUCUGCGUGGAUCUUGGGUCGCCCCUGCCUCCUUCCUUCUCGCCGACGCUCGCGCGCUUUUCUGCCGCACCCGCCUUCUCCAAGGUUUCGGGCGUCGAAGGUUUCGUGGCGGAGGCGAUCUGGGCCUGUUUGCGUCGGUGCAUGCAGUUGGAGUGGCUCGCGACCCGCCUGUGGUCCUCGAACGCGGUCUGUACAUACACCCGAACGACGCGCCUCGCGCUGGGUUUCCGGUGCGCUCCGGUCCUCGUUUCCAUUGCAGUUCACUGCACCCAGCCGCGGUGGUUUCUCAUCGACGGCGAGGAGCUGCGAGACGAAGCAGUCGAAGAUCAGCUAGCGGAGCAGACGGCAGCGAACCCUUUUUCGCUCACAUCUCUCUUUGCCGCUAUGCAAACGGAUGAAGCCUUUCGCCGGGACGUCUUCGCUGUAUGCGCCUUCGAUCCGAAAUUCCGGUUUCUGCUGUAUCGUCUCCCUUACUCCCUCGCUCUGGGAGCUCUCGAAUUCCUCUCCGUGCAUGCGCCGAAAGAGGCGCGACGCAGGUGGCCGCUAUACGUACUCAUCGGCUCUGUCCGAGCUGCUGACGAAGACAAACAAGACGGUGCCUGGCUCGAAGCUGCUGUGGCUUCUGCGCUCGUGCAACAGGCGCCCUCUGCGCGGCCAUCUUCCUUUCUCUUCUACUCGAGCCGGCAAGGGAACGACGAAGCGAGCAAAGAACUGGACGCGUUCUCGGCAGCGACUCUCUACAAGGAGCUUCUCGCAGCAGCCUCAGAAUGUGAAGACUUCGUGCCUCAGCGCUUGGUUUUUCUGGGCCUCGCCCGAUCGCUGGCUGCAGGCCCCCGCGUGGCGAGUCCGAACACAACGCUUCAUCUUCAGCAGCAGCUUCGACACUUGCAGCUUCGGACCUUUCCUGCGUCUUCCCUCCUCGACGACGUCUCCCUCGACAUGCUCGCUGCAAAGAUGCAGUGUUGUCUCCUGGGCCGCUGUCGAGGUGUGAUGGACAAAGUGGAAGUUUUCGAGCAAGUCCUGUCGCUAGUGGAGAAGCGGCUCAACGAAGAUUUCGCAAAACGUCGAUUGUUCGCCGUUCGAACGCUUCGCGAACUCGCCCGUCUUCUGCCGUCAUUGCUGCUUUCAGAGGCGCUCAUGAGGCCUUCGUUUAUCAAGUUUUGGGCGUUGGUUUUCAAGGUCGACGCGGCUGUGUUUCUUUCUCUUUCGGAGGCGCUCGACUCUCCACAGAAGCGUCAGGAGCGAGAGAGAAGGCAGGCGACUCGCGAGGAGGUCUCUGCUUUCAGUGCCCCGGAUCUGGGACUUCUCUUGGAAACGCUCUUCUACGAAUUAAUCUGCCGAUACAGCCCCUGUCUCCUCGCGCUGCAGCCCAACGCCGCACCUCCUGAUGAGAACGCGUUCGCCGCGCUGCAGACGCUUCUGUCUACAGAAAAGGGAAGUUUCAUCUCUCCUUCUCUUCUGCCUGCGGAUCCAGGUGGAAGCGGGGGGUCCGCGGAGACCGGCGAGAAGCGAAGAGACAAAAAACUCGCUUUGCGAGACCUCCUUCUUCUUCUCCUCACCUUCUACGUCGAGAAACAACACGAAAUUGCGAGCGCGGCUCCCGUGCCCCUCUUCCAGCCAGUGUAGCUCACCAAGGUGCUCUCACAGCGCAUGUCUGAGACGCAUUCUUUUUCUGACAACGCAGGUGUUUUCUCGUGAAAACACAAAAGCAGAAGCCGUUCCUGGGGGCGUGUUUUACAACGAAUCGCGUUCAUCUCGUUCUGACGAUAACGCAGAAGCUUAAGCCUUUCCUACGAGAGUCUCUGAGACGGAAUUCUCUACAACCUUUUCCUGAUAGCGCUGAUCAAGCGGCAUUCCGGUCCAGACAAAUCCGUGCCGUGCAAGCUCUUGAUCUCUCUGCGUUGGACGAAAGGCUAAAAGUCUCGUUCGUCCUUCCUUGCGUGUUUUUCGUUUUCUGCCGUGUCUUGGCUGUUCAUGGUCCAGGAUUCAGUUUCCAAGUCUCUUGAUGUCCGUCUGUGCGAAAGGCCGAAUUCUCUUUUUAUCCGUGAAAAUGAAUUUGGUAAUAGAGACACAGAGGCGUUGGAGGGAAGUUGAGAAGAGAAAGCGGGAGACACUGACUACGGCUCCAACUGCGAGAUACAAACAACCAAGUUCUUCAUGACUGCCUACAUCGCCACCCCAGUGGACUGCUUAAGACAGCUACCAAUGCAAAACUUCAAUACGCAACGACAGUUUAUCAUGGUUUCACUUUUUCUCCUUCCCAAUGUUUGUCUGUACGGCAUCCCAGGUCGAUUGCCUGGCAUCACAACAGAAGUCAUAUUCAGUAUUCUAGGCAUUGUAAUGUGUCUGCUUAUCCGAUUUGCGGUAUACCAACGUGAACACACAGGAUUGUCGAAUAUAACGGUACGUGUAUUUAUAAAGACGAUCGUGCAGAUACGCAAAGAAUAACCCAUCCAGUGAAUACACUUCG
Molecule: messenger RNA, 4932 nt
Organism: Toxoplasma gondii ME49
Lineage: Eukaryota; Apicomplexa; Conoidasida; Eucoccidiorida; Sarcocystidae
Exons: 14
Coding region: 267-4088 (1273 amino acids)
Source: RefSeq, a predicted model, not a curated record